Trametes versicolor FP-101664 SS1 is the source of this 1563-nucleotide messenger RNA. Its product is annotated as cytochrome P450. Gene Ontology annotation, molecular function: monooxygenase activity; iron ion binding; oxidoreductase activity, acting on paired donors, with incorporation or reduction of molecular oxygen. Bases 1 to 1563 code for a protein of 520 amino acids. The record is from RefSeq and is a predicted model, not a curated record. NCBI's taxonomy places the organism in Eukaryota, Fungi, Basidiomycota, Agaricomycetes, Polyporales, Polyporaceae. The transcript is spliced from 10 exons.
AUGUCUAUCUGGGUGGCCUUGCUCUCGGCUGUAUUCCUCGCAUGUCUCUUGCGUCUUUGGAAGUCACCUAGGACUGGCAGCCGUUUGCCGUUACCCCCGGGCCCACGCCGACUACCUAUUAUCGGCAAUGUGUUCGACAUGCCGAAACGAUACGCUGGGGCAGACUUUCGUGAACUCAACGAUAAGUACGGUGACAUGGUAUACAUGGAUGUCCUUGGCCAACCCAUGCUCAUCCUGGGCACGCAUGAUGUUGCCUUCGACCUGCUCGAGAAACGUUCAGCACUGUAUUCGGACAGAGUCCAGUCCGCCAUGGUAGACCUAUCCGGUUUUGACUGGCUUUUGGCGGCGAUGCCCUACGGUGCCUGGUGGAGACGCCACAGACGGGCCUUCCACCAAUACUUCAAUCCCAACGCCGUCGUGGGGCUUCGGUCCAUACAGCGCAACCAAGUCAGUCACUUUCUGAACCGCCUCCUUGAUGCGCCGGACGACUUCUACGAGCAUAUGAGGCAGUACGUCUACUCCAACACUCUAUUCGCCGCAACGAUCAUGCGUGUGGCAUACGGAAUACAGAUCUCAGAGAGGGACGACGAAUACAUGAAGAUGGUAGAGGACGGGCUUACGGCGAUCAACCUCCUGCUCAGCCCUGGCAAGUAUCUCGUCGAGCAGCUCCCCAUCUUGCGCUUCCUCCCGAAGUGGAUGCCGGGCGCGCAGUUUCGGCGCGAUGCGGCCGACGCAAAGGUCGUUGCGUACGAGAUGCGUGACACCCCCUGGUCGCGCAGCCUCGAAGCGAUGCGCCAGGGGACUGCUUCAGCAUCUAUGAGUACAGCGUUGAUGGAGCGUAUGCGUACCCUCGAGAGCUCCGAAGCUGAGGAGGAACAGCUCAUAGCCCGGAAUACUGCCGCGACGGCGUACGCUGGUGGUGCGGAUACCACACUCGCGCUGAUCCAAGCGUUCUUCCUCGUCCUCGCGUUAUUCCCCGAAGUGCAAGAGAAAGCUCAGGCCGAGCUUGAUACCAUUGUCGGCCCGCACCGCCUGCCCGAGUUCAACGACCGCGACUCGCUGCCGUACGUCUGCGCGGUCAUCAAGGAGUGCAUGCGUUGGCACGCCGUCGCGCCACUCGGCGGAGCGCACCGCCUGAUCCAGGACGACGAGUAUCGUGGUUACUUGAUUCCCAAGGGCACGCUGGUCAUCGCGAAUCUAUGGGCAUUCUCUCGUGACGAACGGCGCUAUCCAGAUCCGGAGGUCUUCAUCCCGGAGCGCUUCCUUAAGGACGGGAAAUUGAACGCUGAUAUCACUGACCCCUCGGAGUUCGCGUUCGGUUACGGCAGAAGGAUUUGUCCGGGUCUCCACUUCGCGGAGUCUUCGAUUUUCCUGACCGUCUCCUCGGUGCUACACACGCUCUCCGUCACCCCGCCGCUCGAUGCGGCGGGGAAGCCUCGGCGUCCGAAGAUCAAGACGACCGCGGGCGUUAUAUCCUACCCAGAGCCUUUCAAAUGUGUCAUCAUGCCUCGUGCGUCCUGGGCUGAGGCACUCAUUCGCGCCAACGACCAGCUCGCGGAAUGA